UGUAUUAUAAAUAAGAAUAUAUAUAGAAAUGACACUAACAAAUUUUGAAUUAAUAUCAGUAGUUGGCUAAGGAGGAUUUGGUAAAGUAUAUAAAGCAAGACUAAUAAAAACUCUGAAUUUAGUUGUAGCACUAAAAAUUAUGUCAAAAGUUAGGUACCUACUUAAAUAUAUUAGAAGAGUAAUAAAGAAAAAGAGUGUGAGUUCAGUUAUGAAUGAAUUAUAAAUCUUAUCAACCCUAAGACAUGAGUAAUUAUACCUAGAUAAUUCUAGAUUUAUUAUAAAUAUUAUCAGUGCCUUUUAAGAUCGUUGUUCCUUGUAUUUAGCCAUGGAUUUCUUAGCUGGAGGAGAUUUAAGAUUUCAUUUAUGCAAAUUUCGAAAAUUCUCUGAGGCAAUUACAAAACAUAUUGCAAUUUGCAUAAUUAUUGGAUUAGAUUAUAUACAUUCUAAUGGCAUUAUACAUAGAGAUAUCAAACCAGAAAAUUUAGUAUUUGAUAGCUAAGGCUAUUUAAGAAUUACUGAUUUUGGAAUUGCCAGAAUAUGGAAACCAUAAAAUAGUCAUGAAACAAGUGGUACUCCUGGUUACAUGGCUCCUGAAGUUAUGUGCAGAUAGAAUCAUGGAGUUGCUGUUGAUUACUUUGCCUUAGGAAUAAUAAUGCAUGAGUGUAUUGUAAAUAAUUUUUACUAUUUUAGCUUGGAAAAAGACCUUAUAAUGGAAAGAGUAGACAAGAAAUUCGAGAUUAAAUUAUUGCCAAAUAGGCUGCUAUUACAGAAGUUCCAUAAGGUUGGAGUACUGAGGCAAUUAAUUUUGCAAAUGCUUUAAUGUCAAGGAAACCUCAAUAAAGAUUAGGAUGCAAUGGGCCGGAUGAAGUUAAAAAUCAUUCAUGGUUUAAAGAUAUCAAAUGGACAGAUUAUGAAAAGAAACUUAUAAAAUCUCCUUUUAUUCCUGAUGAAAAAUUAGAUAAUUAUCUAAAAUCUAAUCAACUUGAAUCUCUUGAAGAUUAAUCAAUUCUCCAUUCAGAACAAGUGUAAUGUAAAUAUUACAAAAAUCAUAGAAUAAUUCCUUGGAUAUGAACAUGUACAUUAAUUUAAUGGAUAACCUACUUAUGUAUCGUCUAUUGUUUCUCCAAGAACUCCCAACUUAAGGGUGUAGCUUAAGAAAGAGUAAUGAU
Molecule: messenger RNA, 1169 nt
Organism: Paramecium pentaurelia
Lineage: Eukaryota; Ciliophora; Oligohymenophorea; Peniculida; Parameciidae
Source: the annotation of a GenBank genome assembly